GAUUCUCUUUUAUUUGUUGAGCUUUGUGUUGUCCUUCCAGCUGAGGCACACUUCGAGGUUCCUUGGCCGCGGGGAAGCAUGUCUCCAGGCCCCCCCGGCAGCCCCAUAGACCCCAGGGGCACAAUGUUAUCACGCCUCUCCUCUAAAAUGGCGGAGGUCAGCAGCAAUGGAGAGCUUCUCAGUGGUGGACAGCAUGCCAAUGAUCACCGUGGAGUCCGAGGAUGCCACACACCUGAUCGCCACCACCUCCAGCAACAGCAUUGUAACGUCAGAACACAUUGUCGUGAAGGGUGUGGAUGACGGGGAAUACGAGGACAAGGAGCAAGUGAAUGAAGGGUCUGAAGAUCCCCUGGACGGUAAGGGCAUGGCCAGGAUCAUCUCCGACGGGAGCCACAUCAUCGCCAAUGACACUGAUGAGGCUCACACAUCCACACGAAUCAUCACCACAACAGACGCCACUCGGAUAUUCACCAGUGAGUCUGGACACAUCAUGACCUCUGACGCCGGGCAGCUGAUCUCUUCUGAUGCCACCAUUUUCAGUGACUCCGGAAGUGAUAUCAUAACCACUGAGGCGAGCCACAUUAUAAUGGACAGUGAUGGUGGGGGGAGCAUCCUCCACUCGGCAGGAACAGUCAUUGAGCGUGAUGAAAAAGCACAUAUUGUGUCGUCAGAUGGAGAAGUGAUAGCUGUGGAUGGCAGCCUCCUGGAUGGGUCACACUCCCUGCACACCCAUGUUACUCAGGUGAUUGAGGAGGCGGAGGAGGGUGAAGACUCGCUGCUCCAGAGGAUAAAAAAGGAGCCGGGUGAGGUGGAGGAAGGCUACGAAGACAUGUCCACCCUCCAGAUUCGAGUUAAUGCAUCCGCGCCACGCAAGAGGGAUGGUGACCAGUCUGAGGGGCCAGAGGAUUCUGAGAAGGGCAUGAAUGACCUGAUCAUCACCGAGCGUACAAACCGGUAUGCCAAGGUGGACAAGGACGACCCGAGGAGCCGGCUUCACUUCGUCAAGUACAUGAAGCGUGAUGGCAAGACCAUCAAGAUCUGGGAGUGUGGAAUUUGUGGGAAGGAGUUCAUGCACCAGUACACACUGAUGCGCCACUUGCCCACACACACCGACGAGAGGAACUUCAGGUGUAACCAGUGUGGGAAGGCCUUCAGGCAGAUGUCCACACUCUCCCAACACAAGGCAACACACUCCAAGUCAAGGCCGUACGUCUGUGAUCUGUGUCAAAAGACCUUCAGCAGAGUGUCAACGCUCAUCUCCCACAAGAAGACUCACACCGAGGAGAAGCAGCACCAGUGUUACGUCUGUGGCAAAGCGUUCCACCAGAAAGGUAAUUUGAAGAAUCACAUGUUCACUCACACCAACGAACGGCCGUACAAGUGCAACAUCUGCGGCCGAGGGUUCAACCAGUCAUCCAACCUGCAAUGCCACAAAGCAAAGGCGCAUGCGGACGGGACGCUACUCUACCAGUACGUUGCGGAUAAAUAUAAAUGUAACUACUGCGAACAAGCCUUCUCAAGACGGGCUCAGCUUCGGCAGCACGAGGAGUACAAGCACGGCGUUCGCAACCUGCAUGGCUCCCGGUCACUGUCUGGUGCUGGCGGUCGCGUCAUGGGGAACAACAGCGCCCUCCUACGCAAGCGAAAGAUUGGAAAUGUUCGCAUCAUCCAGCUGCCAAAUGGAGACAGGACGUUCCAAGAAAUCGGUGCAAACGACGCAAUGCCAAGACAACGCAAGAUGAAACCAAAGCAAAGUAUGAAGAACGGCAUCCUGAUUGAACCCAUCGACACCAAGGCCAUGCACCAAGCGCUGGCUGCUGGGAGGACACCAUUUGCCCUCCUCAAGCCCAGCAAGGGAGUGCCUGUCCUGGUGAAGGUGCAGUUUGCUCCUGGAAGUAAACAUAUGUUGGUUCCUGCUGCUGCCAGUGAGCUGAGGAGUGCCAGCAAGUUCACUGUGUCGAGUCAGCAGAGUGGCACCAAGGCUGUCCAGAUCAAGGUUCCUGUUGUGGCGACCGUCAUACAACGAGUGGAUGAAAACGGACAGGUGCACAUGGACGUUGAGGCUCCUGCUGAUGAAGAGGAGGAGGAAGAGGAGGAAGAUAGAUUUGGAGCAUCAGAUGGAGACAACACCAUGGCAGCUGGGCAGGAGGAGGCAGCGAACAGCAGGCCCGAGGCAGCCCCGUCCAUUAUCUCCACUGUUGACAGUGAUGUCUCCGUCAGCCAGCGACUUAUCAACCCAGCUGUUGUGCAGACGUCCAUCACUGAACCAGUCAUGGAGGGCGAGGAGGAGGGAGAGGAGGCGGGUGAACACUCCUUGGACGCCCCCAUGACCUCCACAGAGGACGGCAUCAUCAUCAGCGCCAUGGCUGGAGGGGAUCCCAUGGAGUACUCGCUGGACCAGGAGGCAGCCAUGGCCACAGGCUCUGCAGAGGAGACUGGGGAGGAGAUCAGCUCGGUGGACCUCCUCGCCACGGCUGUCAACCUCGUGUCCCAGGCACAGAUGGGGAAAGAAGGCAUGAACAGCAUGGAGGGCAUCCAGUACCUGCGACAAGUGAACCUGCGUGAGUACGAGGUGGUGCCGGCCAACCACGCCCAGGCCACUCACAUCAUCAACCAGCACGGACACAUAGAGCAGAUCAAGAUGGUGGAGGAGAGCACCCCUGCUGUCAACAUGGAGCAGGCCAACAUCAGCGCCUUCAUGGACGCCCUGCAGAACGUUGGUUACCACCUCGGCACCGGCAACCAGCAAAUCAUCAUAAACGCUGACGGCAAUGCAAUGGUGGUGGAUCAGCAGGUGCACAUGGUAAUUGAUGGGGACAUGGAAGGCGUGGUGAGUGACAGUGUUGAUCCGUCCUCGGUGAAUCUGGUCGUCCAUGAGGUGCCGGAGCAGGGCAUACAAGCGACGGAUGGUGAGGACACAACCUGAGGAGGCACUACAGGAGGCGGCUGCUGAACUGCUCAUCUCGUCUCACCAUGAAACCCACCAGGCCACAACGGCUGUAUUAUCUCGUCACAUGUAGAUAUCUGCAAGGCUAGAAUUAUCCUUAAGUCGGGGAGGGGGUAACGACGGUAACAUAUUAAUAGGAUGUGUGUUACUAUAUCAUUUUUUAACAUGUUCAUCACUUGUGUGUUAAGCGAUCAUUUUUCACACCCUUCACUAUCAUAGCUCGUGGUGUAGGAAAGCCGCGUCGCUCUCCAAAGAUGGGUUUAUAGUUGAUGCGGUAUGUUCAGGGAGUGCUAGUCAGAUCCCUUGUGCCACCUGCUGAGUCGCCUGUAUUUAUCAUUGGAUCCAUUAAUUGUCCUCAAGUGCCUUCAGAGAUUCCAGGGUUUGGCCAAGACUGAUGGACUGACUAGCGGUGAAUAUGUUGUGUCACUCCUCAAGGACAAGACAAUACAAGUGGUUAAGGUAAAGAACAUGAUUAGAAAACUUGUGCCCAUACCUCGUCAUUGCUCCUAUUAGUGUAGGAAAUGGGGAUCUCAUACUUCAUCAGUGUCUUCAUCAGUAUAUAAAAUAAGGUCUCAUACUUUGCCAUUGUCUUCAUCGAUAUAGAAAACUUUGCCUCACACUUCCUCAUUGCUCCCAUCAUAGUAGAAAACUGGGAUCUCGUACUUCAUAAAUGUCCUCAUCAGUAUAGGAAAGAGGCCUCAUACUUUGUCAUUGUCUUCAUUGGUAUAGAAACUUUACCUCACACUUCAUCGUUACUUUCAUUAGCAUCUUGCAUCUUCAUUGAGUGUCAGAAAAAUUUUGGAAUAAUUUCAGUGCCUUGUUGAUAAGCGUCGCAAACGAAUAACCCUCAAGUACUGUGUACAUGGUUAAAAAUUGAAAUAUUCUCCUUCUUUAUAUUGCAUUGUACUGGGUAAUUGACACUAACAUCAUGCCCAUCCUGUGAAAAGUCAAAGCAAAAAGUAGUACUUGAGACAAACUUCUGCUAAUAACCCUUGAGUAUUGAGUAAUGGGUUAAUAAUUCAUGUAUUCUGCUAUUUUAUAUUCCAUAGCACUGGGUAGUUGACAUUAGCAUUACGCCCAGCCUGUGAAGAGUCAAAGCAAAAAGUAGUACAUAAAACAAAACUUCUGUUGACUACUCUGAAAAAAAAGUUUCUUGUAAUGAACCAUUGUGCUUUGACUCCACAGCAAGGGAGUUAUUUGGGAGAAGUUUGGUGGUAGUGUUCCUACUUAAUACUGUCCUCUUGAGGCAGACUUGUUCUCUUGUUGGUGCUACAAGUUCCAAGUUCCUUCCUGUUGUGUUAAGGUGGGUUCGCUUUGUACGGUUGGCUCUCUCCACACACACACACACACACACACACACACACUCACACCCACACACACACAUAUCCUUGUUUACUCAGCUGUGUUUAGGGUGUGUUGAUAUUUUGUAUUCAUCCUAUUUAUGCACUGCCCAUCAGAGGUCCAAGGCAGAUGUUGCUUUCAAAUUAAAGUGUUGCAAUUCUGGUACAAUCAUCAGUCGAGGAGACUCGUCAAUUUUUAUGUCAUUUGUUGGUCUUGGCAACCCAUGUUUCUAUCAUGCACAUGUUUACACACAUUUUCAUCUCAUGACCUACAAGCCAAAAAUUAUUAUUAGGGAGUUAAGUUCCUGCUCUUGGUCUGUUUCUGUCUUUCAAACCCUUUUGAGUUGGGUGUCUCAGGAUCACUAUUUGUUGUAUUAGGGGACAAGGAGGGGGAAAGGUUGCCAACUAGUAUCUGUCCUUUACACUGGUCUUGCUCUAAUACAGUCAUAUCCAUCUUUUUAAUUAUGUGAAGUCUUAAACCAUACUGUUUCCAUUAUUUUUAAUCUGUAUCACCUUUUGUUGCCUGAGCAUUCAGCAGACAGACAGCUAGCACGUGUUGAAACUGGGUGGGUGGUGGGUGUCCUGGAGACAGAAUGCUGUUUUAUUGCUUCAUGACAGGAUCUUUUGCUGAAUUUUUGAAUUUUGGUUAUUUUAGUGUAUGUUCCAGCAACUAAUGCUUUGUUUUGGGGAAGAUUGUGAAUUGUGGUUGCUUGUCUUUCCACUUCUCAUCAGUGUGUGUCACACUUCUUGGGACCACAGUGGCAGUGUGGAGUGUUCACUAGUAAGGUGGUGCUGCUGGACUGUCCUGCUGCACCACAAAGCUACAUAAUCUUCAUAUUGAAGCUUGAAUAUUAAUAUUUGUCUAAUACUUGACAAGUCCAGUUUUGAUUAUUCCUUCAGCUGGUGCCUGGACACCCAGCCUGGCCCAGCACCUCAAGGUGCCUCAUGCAUAGCCAGUGUCCCGUGGGAUACCUCAUCCUGCUGCAGCUAUACAUUGAAAUAUUAAACUUAGUUAUCAGUAAGCACAUAUUCAUUAAGACUGGGCCAGCAACUAAGGGGGAAAACACUGGAAAUAUUUCCCAGUGUUCAGCCACUGAUGACUGCCCAACCCACCGGAGUAGGAGACCAAGAGGCUCUUACUAAUCUGCUGAAAUCAUAUGCACCAUUGCCUCUGAUAGCAUGAAAGAAAAAGUUAAAUCACAAGUUGAGAAUUUACUAAAAUUUCACAAAUUAUUUUGACUAGACUGAGUGUAACACAAGCCUUUCGUUGUUUGUAUGUGGAUGGAUGUUAGCGGAGGCGUCAGGCACUGCAAGUGUGUGGAUGGUGAAGCAUGGGGAGGCAAGUCUUGUAAUUAUGAUUUACAGUGGGAAGACUCCAGUCAGUUUCAUUCUUGUUGUUGCACAGUUUUAUAUACAGAUGCUAUUUUGUUAAGCUGAUGUGUUUGUGAUAUGUACAGCCAGGUUAAGUGUGCCACAUUGUAUAUUAUUCUUUAGUGUGUGUGUGUGUGUGUUUGGAGAUGGAAGUAAAUAUAUUCUGUGCUCUGAAUAAGGUCAAUGUACACACACACACACACACACACACACAAGGAGGUGGUGUGGUGUGGUGUGGUGUGUGGUCAUAAGCUCAUGUACCUGAUGAAUAAUUGUUAGUGUUGCUCAAGCCCACGGCAGGCCAGGUGUGCAGGGCAGGGCAGGACAAACAGGCCGGCACAGCGUUUGUGUGGCAAGGGGUGUUGGAGACCUGUGGACUGUGCCUGGUAAAACUAUUUAUUGUAUGUUAUAUCAAACGUAGGUGCCGGCCAGCACUUAAGGUCAUGGUCAUGUGAUGCCAUUUACCUUGUUUCCUUCCUUUUUAUUUCCUCAGUCUGGGUGCAGGGAAGUGCAUAUAAGAGCUUCAGAUGAGUGAAUGCACUAGUGAUUUUAAGCCAAUAAGGAUUUUAUACUUAUCAUCAUCAUCACCAUGAACACAUUUCUUGCACAGACAUGUGGGCCAUCACAGUGUAUUGGUACAUUGAUAUAUCAUUGUAUUGAUAUGCCAAUGUCUUGAUCCUGUAUUGUAUUAAUAUACUGAUAUAUAAAUGUAUUGAUAUCAUCCAGAAA
Eriocheir sinensis (Chinese mitten crab) is the source of this 6387-nucleotide messenger RNA. RefSeq lists its product as uncharacterized. Gene Ontology annotation, molecular function: RNA polymerase II cis-regulatory region sequence-specific DNA binding; DNA-binding transcription factor activity, RNA polymerase II-specific. The record is from RefSeq and is a predicted model, not a curated record. The coding region runs from base 167 to 2926 and encodes 919 amino acids. Gene Ontology annotation, biological process: regulation of DNA-templated transcription. NCBI's taxonomy places the organism in Eukaryota, Metazoa, Arthropoda, Malacostraca, Decapoda, Varunidae. The transcript has 18 exons.